CGGGUUCCGCGGCGCGGCGGCCCGAGGCGCUGGGAAGCGCAGCCAUGGCCCUGCGGAGGCUGGGGGCCGCGCUGCUGCUGCUGCCGCUGCUCGCCGCCGUGGAAGAAACGCUGAUGGACUCCACUACUGCGACGGCUGAGCUGGGCUGGAUGGUGCAUCCCCCAUCAGGGUGGGAAGAGGUGAGCGGCUAUGACGAGAACAUGAACACGAUCCGCACGUACCAGGUGUGCAAUGUGUUUGAGUCGAGCCAGAACAACUGGUUACGGACCAAGUUCAUCCGGCGCCGUGGUGCCCACCGCAUCCAUGUGGAGAUGAAGUUCUCAGUGCGUGACUGCAGCAGCAUCCCCAGCGUGCCUGGCUCCUGCAAGGAGACCUUCAACCUCUACUACUAUGAGGCUGACUUCGACUCAGCCACUAAGACCUUCCCCAACUGGAUGGAGAAUCCGUGGGUGAAGGUGGACACCAUUGCAGCAGACGAGAGCUUCUCCCAAGUAGACCUGGGUGGCCGGGUCAUGAAGAUCAACACUGAGGUGCGGAGCUUUGGACCUGUGUCCCGCAGUGGCUUCUACCUGGCCUUCCAGGACUAUGGUGGCUGCAUGUCCCUCAUUGCUGUGCGUGUCUUCUAUCGAAAGUGUCCUCGCAUCAUCCAGAAUGGUGCCAUCUUCCAGGAGACACUGUCGGGGGCAGAGAGCACAUCGCUGGUAGCCGCCCGGGGCAGCUGCAUUGCCAACGCUGAAGAGGUGGACGUGCCCAUAAAGUUGUACUGUAACGGGGACGGCGAGUGGCUGGUGCCCAUCGGGCGCUGCAUGUGCAAAGCAGGCUUUGAGGCUGUGGAGAAUGGCACUGUCUGCCGAGGCUGCCCUUCUGGAACCUUCAAAGCCAACCAGGGGGAUGAGGCCUGCACGCACUGCCCUAUCAACAGCCGCACCACCUCCGAGGGAGCCACCAACUGCGUCUGCCGCAACGGCUACUACAGAGCGGACCUGGAUCCCCUGGACAUGCCCUGCACAACCAUCCCCUCUGCCCCCCAGGCCGUGAUCUCCAGCGUCAACGAGACCUCCCUGGUGCUGGAGUGGACCCCUCCCCGAGACUCUGGAGGCCGAGAGGACCUGGUCUACAACAUCAUCUGUAAGAGCUGCGGCUCGGGCCGGGGCGCCUGCACCCGCUGCGGCGACAACGUGCAGUAUGCACCCCGCCAGCUGGGCCUGACUGAGCCACGCAUCUACAUCAGCGACCUGCUGGCCCACACCCAGUACACCUUUGAGAUCCAGGCGGUGAAUGGAGUCACCGACCAGAGCCCCUUCUCGCCACAGUUUGCCUCGGUUAACAUCACCACCAACCAAGCAGCGCCAUCAGCCGUAUCCAUCAUGCAUCAGGUGAGCCGCACGGUGGACAGCAUCACCCUGUCAUGGUCCCAGCCGGACCAGCCCAAUGGUGUGAUCUUGGACUAUGAGCUACAGUAUUAUGAAAAGCAGGAGCUCAGUGAGUACAACGCCACAGCCAUAAAAAGCCCCACCAACACGGUCACUGUGCAGGGCCUCAAAGCCGGCGCCAUCUAUGUCUUCCAGGUGCGGGCACGCACCGUGGCAGGCUACGGGCGCUACAGCGGCAAGAUGUACUUCCAGACCAUGACAGAAGCCGAGUACCAGACCAGCAUCCAGGAGAAGCUGCCUCUCAUCAUCGGCUCCUCGGCGGCCGGCCUGGUCUUCCUCAUUGCUGUGGUUGUCAUAGCCAUUGUGUGUAACAGAAGACGGGGGUUUGAGCGUGCCGAUUCGGAGUACACAGACAAGCUGCAGCACUACACCAGUGGCCACAUGACCCCAGGCAUGAAGAUCUACAUCGACCCUUUUACCUAUGAGGACCCCAACGAAGCUGUGCGGGAGUUUGCCAAGGAAAUUGACAUCUCCUGUGUCAAAAUCGAGCAGGUGAUUGGAGCAGGGGAGUUUGGCGAGGUCUGCAGUGGUCACCUGAAGCUGCCAGGCAAGAGAGAGAUCUUUGUAGCCAUCAAGACACUCAAGUCAGGCUACACGGAGAAGCAGCGGCGAGAUUUCCUAAGCGAGGCAUCCAUCAUGGGCCAGUUCGACCACCCCAAUGUCAUCCACUUGGAGGGUGUUGUCACCAAGAGCACGCCUGUGAUGAUCAUCACCGAGUUCAUGGAGAAUGGCUCCCUGGACUCCUUCCUCCGGCAAAACGAUGGGCAGUUCACAGUCAUCCAGCUGGUGGGCAUGCUGCGGGGCAUCGCGGCGGGCAUGAAGUAUCUGGCAGACAUGAACUACGUGCACCGCGACCUGGCUGCCCGCAACAUCCUUGUCAACAGCAACCUGGUCUGCAAGGUGUCUGACUUUGGGCUCUCACGCUUCCUGGAGGAUGACACUUCAGACCCCACCUACACCAGCGCCCUGGGGGGAAAGAUCCCCAUCCGCUGGACAGCUCCAGAAGCCAUCCAGUACCGGAAGUUCACCUCGGCCAGUGAUGUGUGGAGCUAUGGUAUCGUCAUGUGGGAGGUGAUGUCCUAUGGGGAGCGGCCUUACUGGGACAUGACCAACCAGGACGUAAUCAAUGCAAUUGAGCAGGACUACAGGCUACCACCACCCAUGGACUGUCCGAGUGCCCUCCACCAGCUCAUGCUUGACUGCUGGCAGAAGGACCGCAACCACCGGCCCAAGUUCGGCCAGAUCGUCAACACAUUGGACAAGAUGAUCCGAAACCCCAACAGCCUCAAAGCUAUGGCGCCCCUUUCCUCUGGCAUCAACCUGCCGCUUUUGGACCGCACGAUCCCCGACUACACCAGCUUUAACACAGUGGACGAGUGGCUGGAGGCCAUCAAGAUGGGGCAGUACAAGGAGAGCUUCGCCAACGCCGGCUUCACCUCCUUCGAUGUCGUGUCUCAGAUGAUGAUGGAGGACAUUCUGCGGGUUGGGGUCACCUUGGCGGGCCACCAGAAAAAAAUCCUGAACAGUAUCCAGGUGAUGAGGGCCCAGAUGAACCAGAUCCAGUCUGUGGAGGUUUGAUGCUUGCCUGCCUCGGCUUGCCUCUUCCUCCAGGCUGCCCCCUCCGCCCCACACCGGCCCCCUGGUGCUCCAUUCUCUGCAGGGUCGGCUGCCGGCCUGAGGCCACGGGCAGCAGGAGGAACCAAGCAGCGCUCCAGCCACGAGACGCCACCAAGAACACGUGCAGCUCAAACGAUGGAAUCAAAAGGGAAUGGGGGGAAGAGAAACAAGAUCUGGGAGGGGGCGGGAAAUACAAGGAACAUUUUUAAAAGAGGAUUCUCAUAAGGAAAGCGACGAUGGUUCUUGGGAGAAAAAUAGGGCUUGGGAGAUCCAUGCGAUUUGUCCAAUCGGAGACCAAAAGCAGUUUCUCUUCAACUCCCUCUGGAAAGUGACCUGGCCAGAGCCAAGAAACACUUUCAGGAAAACAAAUGUGAAGGGGAGAGAUGGACAGGACUGCCCUUGGGCCACUCUUGGGGGCCUCACUCAACAGCAGAGCACCAGACAGAGGGGGCAGGUGAAUGGGUGGUCGCCACAGAACCACUCUGGGAGAAUCCAUUCCAGCUGCUGGCAGGCAAAUGAAGUUUUCUGUCUUUGGAGAGUAUUUUAGAAACUCCAAUGAGAGAGACUGUUUCCGCUGUUGGUUCAUGGGGCUGAGAAGGGGCCCUUGUCCUCCUGGGCCAGGGAGAGCAGGGGCCACCAGGCAGAUGGCCUUCCUGAGGAUGCCACCCCAGGCCUGCAGCUCCGCGUGCCAGCGGCCUGACCUGCCUGGAGGAUGGAUGCUGCAGUGACUGUCAUCAGCGACGACUGCCACUGAGAAGGGUUGACCUUGCAACUGGGUUUGUUUACAGCGAUGCGUGGACUCUAGGGUAUUUUGGUCAGGGGUGGUUUUGGUUUGGGGGGUUUGUUCGUUGGGUUUUUGUUUUGGUUUGGUUUUUUUUGUUUUUUUUUUUAAAUGACAAUGAAGUGACACUUUGACGUUUCCUACCUUUUGAAGACUUGAUCCUUCUCCAGGAAGAAGGUGCUUUCUGCUUACUGACUUAGGCAAUACAGCAAGGGCAAGAUUUUAUAUGCACAUUUCUGGAUUUUUUAUAUGGUUUUCAUUGACACCCUUCCCUCCUCCCACCUGCUACCAGGCCUCACCAAAGCCAACUGCCACGGGGCCAUCUGGGCCAUUCAGAGACUUGAGUGAGACUUGGAGAAAUGGGGGGAGGCACCAGGGUAGAGGAGCAUCCUACCCAGGACUGCUUUUGCAGGUGGCAGAUUGAGGCAGAAGUGAGCUCCAGGGCUGGAAGGCCUUGCCCACUUGCCCACUUGCCCACUCUCUUCCUGCCCCUUUCUAUUCAGUACCUCCCAGGGACACAGGCCCCUUGAGGUCCCUGAGUGCCCGCAGAUGGCCGAACCCAGCUUUCCCUCUGGGAGCCUCAACAGGCUGCACGGGAGGCCAGGACCCGGAUCAUUCACUGUGAUACCCUAGCCCUCCAGAACUACCCUCCGAGACACGGGCAGCUUGCUCCUCCUUCCAGGGGAGAAAGUGUGUGACUCCUCUCCCUUCUCCUCCCUUCACCAGGCCUUUGCCCCAGGCUGAAGGUCCCGGGCACAGGGAGACCAUCAUCCAGAGCGUGGCCUCAGGUUCCCACCUAUGAGCAAGUGCAGGCCCCUGAGCGGAACAAUCGGCUAAUGAACUGAAUGGAAAUAAACACUUUAGUUAUAAAAUGACCCCUGUUCUCUGCAAGUUCCAAGAGGAGACCGUGGCACCCUUGAGAUGUGCCAAGUAAUUCAAACAGCUUUUCCAGGGGGACUGUGCCUCCCUCAGGUUCAGGAAGACCCAGGGCUGAGAAAACUUGGAGGGCAAACAAGGCCCCAUGGGGCCUUUCUGGCUCUGGACCAUCAAAUGCACAGGCAGCAAAGGAACUACAUUGGAAGUGGGUCAGAACUCAUCAUCUGGUGCCCUGGGAAUCAGGGUGAGCCACUGCAGGUCCAUCAGCAGCAGAGAGUAGUCAGGGGAGCACUCACACACCUGAGCCAGAGGCAGGGGGCUCUGGGGUCUGGUGAGCUAUGAUCAGGGUGGACUAUGAUGGUGAGAGGUGAGGAUGCCCAGUCAGAGCCACAAGUCCUGUCAUUUUAUCUGGGCCCUGCUCAUUUCCUCUGUGUAUCUGGGCUCCUACUCAUCCUAAGGUCAGAAGUCUGAGUGGCAGGAGGCAGGCAGACUUGUUCUGAGUAUCAGGUCUGGCUGAGGUGGGAUAGCCAGGGAUGUCUCAUCCUAGCACCUUGCCCUUUGUUUGCAGAACUUCUUUGAGGAGACUGCAGGGUGGGAAAGGUUGAGGCCACAGCCCACCAGCUAAGGCCCCGCAGUCAGCACAUCCAGCACAGACCAGCCUGUCAUCUGUCGCUCACCUGUUCUCAAAGCCUGUGAUACAAGGGGAAGGAAGGGAUUAGAGAGGAGACUGGGCCCCUGGGGGGACAGCAGGGCAAGCCACAGGAAAGGGCUGGCAGGUUUCCCACAAACUGGCCGACAGUGGCCCACCGGCCAUCCCUUUGUGUCCCAAAGAUGCCCGGUGCGGGUGGCAGCUGUCCCACACACAAGGUCACCUUCUGGCGGGAGCAGCCUUGAUGAUCUUCAGAUUAACUCUGUCUCCCAAGCCUGCUCCCUGCUGCUCUGGGGCCUCACAGGGGCUGGCAAUCGGUGCUUCCAUCAGAUGGCUUCCUGUCCUAGGCCACUAGGCUGGUGCCUUGUGCCAGCAUGUGUGCCCAUCCACCCUCUGGGGCCUGAGCACUUCAGUGGACCUGAACCCCACAUACCUGCUUCCUAAAUUACAGGUGCUACUCAGGCCCUCUGUCUCCUCUUCAGGUUAUCAGACAUCACUGUGACCAUCUGGGGUACAGGCACCUCUCUCUUCCUCCAUGCAGGGCCAGUCACCCCACCACCUCUCCCUUGUUGCUUGGCGGGGAGCGGUAGUUCAUGCUGCCAACCGCCUUCCACUUACGCUACCCGCUCGCCUGGGCACAUGGCUUGGAGCUACCCGCUGCCUGGUUACUAAUCCUUUCCUGGCUCAACCUCCCCAAAUGCCACCCCCACCUACCCAGCAGUGUGAGAGGAGCUUCCGGCUGCUCAGCACACAGUUGGUUCUUGAGGAAAGCAAGCUGCCUUGUGAACCUCAGCCAGGGCACCAUGGAAAUGGGGCCAGCCGCUCUGGGAGGAUGUGAAUGGCAGAGCCGUGCAGGGCCAGGCUGGGUAAGAGAGCCAUGCACCCGCACCCGCCCCUCCUGAUCCAGGAGCCUCCCAAACAGAUCGUUGUUGGCAGUCAUCAGCAGCCUCUUUCUGGGGAUGAAACUCUAAAUACCUACCCCUGGGAAGACAUGGGCCCAGCAAUCUGUAUGGAGGAUAGCCUUAGUCCUUGGCCCAGGACCUCAGGGAAGCGGCUAGAGUGAUGGUGAUAAGGACCAUGGGAGCACUUCAGAGGCUCAGAGCAGGGACUGUUUACUAACCAAUGGCGCCUCUUGCUCCCAUGGCACCAGCUGCACUCUCCCCAUCAUUUCUAGCUGGUCCCCACCCUAUCACAGUCUGGGAGUGCUUUGCUACUCCUUUGUGAGCAGUCACCAGCCUCACACCCCUCACAGAUCAGGGCUUCAUGUGCUCAGCUCAUCCUCAUGCCUAGCUGAAGCACAGGAAGAACUCAGGCCCUAGACCACCCCAUCCCCACCCUCGUGCCAGGUCCUUGGCCACUCCCAGCUCUCUUUGGGGUCCCUGGGGUUCCAAGAUGGCACCCAAGGCUGGAAGACUCUCACCAGGGAAAAAUCAGGUCAAUGCACUCAAAGCACAGGAUGCAGCAUGAUGCAUCCUGACCUCAGGGUGGCAGCCUGUCCCAUCUCUGACUGGGACAUGGAUCUUGGGAGACGCUGCCCCUCACUGGGCCUCAGUUUUCCAUCUACAAAAUGGGAGCACUAGAAUGGGUGAGCCAGGCCUGCAAAGCCUCGGUCCUGUGAGGAGGGACUAUUUCUCUCCUAAGAGAGAAACUGAGGCCCAGAGGGGUGAAGUAGCUUGCUCAGGAUUACCUCUCCAGGGUGGAGCAGACCAGGGUCUUGCACCUUGAUUUAUCUGUUUCUAGUCCCCACUCCACCAUGUUCAGUUAGAUGGCAGGAAGUACUUUGCGUCUGGUGCUGUGUGUGAGAAAGCUUAAAUGGGCUGGAGCUAUUAGGGAAGGCUUCCUUGGGGAGGUUGACUUGAAAACAAGCUUGAAAGGUCCCUCAGCCAUGUAUUAGGCAGAAUGGUCCAAUGUGGUCGCAGCUUGCAUCUGGAUGGGCCAGAGCAGUAGCAGAAGAGGUGCAGGUUGAUGUGAGGGGAGGUUGAAGCAGUUUGGGCAUUCUGUACAGUACAGCCACAGAAGAUCUUGACCAGAGGGGGCAGGGAACAUCAGGUUCCAGGGAGAGGAGUCAGUUCCACCAUCAGAUGGGCAGGAUGCCUCCCAGCGACCCACCCUUCCCCCUGGGAGGAAGAGCACCCAGCACAGCCCUCACUGAUUCCUGGAGAAUCCGGGCCCUGCUGUUGCAGUUCCAUGCUCACUGAAGAAGAUAAUCCAAAGAGUCACUUCAGCUGCUGGGAACAGCAGGGUGGAGUUUUGUGCUACAUGAUUCUUUAUUUUUUAGUACUGGGGAUUGAACUCGGGACCUUGCGCUUGCCAGGCAGUCGGUGGAACCAGUGCUAAAUCCCCAGCACUGUGCUACAUGAUUCUUAACUCAGUCAUGCCCACCAUUUCCUCCAGGAAAUGGGGACAGCAGGGAGUGAGGGAGGAGAGAGCUGCCAGGCAUCAAGGGAGCUAGGCCUAGGAGCUGUAUUGUGGGCUUGAAAAACUGUUCAGGAAUCCCAUCGCUGUCCGGUCACCCUAGCCUGAGACAGAUCACCCAGACUUGUUGGACAAGGCCUGGGGUCCUGUCCUUUUCAAGAACGUAUUAUUCUGCGGGAGCCCAAAGGAAAGUUUAGGGAGCCCCAGUGCACUGUGUGAUGCUACACACCCAGGCGCCAGCCUCAAUCCAGAUGCCCUUCGAUCAGCUCCUAUUUAGGGAGGAGAAUGUUUGAUGCUGAUCAGUUUCCCUUUCAGGGAAACCAAGGUUGGUAUGUGAGUUGCAGGAAAGGAUUUGGCCUUUGUCUUUUUUUAUUUUUUUGUUUUUGUAAUGCCAGUGAUGGAACCCAGGGAUUUGUGCAUGCUAGGCAUGCCCUCGAGCACUAAGCUGCACACCCAGCCCAGGCUUUGUCUUUACACAGAAAGAGAGUGGGCUCAGGACAGAAGGGCAGGACCGUUCAGAGGCUAGUCUCAGGAGGGCGAAGCCAUAAGGACUGCAAUCAUAACUGAACACUCGGCUAUGCCAGGUGCUAAGUACUGUCCUCCCCCACUUUAUAAGUCAGCAAACAUAUUCCCAUAGAAUUCCACCCAGGCAUCUACUUGAAGUCCCUCCUUCCCACCACCCAGAUGCUCUUGAAUUGUUUGCCAUGGCCCACCUGGGUCAGAAUCUCCCAGGAUACUUACUGUUUAACCUCCAGAUUCUUAGGCUCUAUCUUGGACCCCUAAAUCAGAAUCCCCUGAAGUCAGGCCUAGGCCUCUGUUUUGUUUUAUUUUUUGGUACUGGGGAUCGAACUCGGGUCCUUGCGCUUGCACAGCAGGCGGAGAAACCACUGAGCUAAAUCCCCGGCCCAAGCCUCUGUUUUUGACACUAAGAAAUUCCUGCAGACACUGAAAUCUUCACUUCUCUCGUCACAAACUGGGCCCUGAUGUCUGCAGAGGGAGGGUCUGGCAUAGACAGGGAUUAGAAAAAAGCUGAGCACAGUCAGAUAAAAUGCCCACAUUCAGACAUAGACUAGGACCCUCAACGUGGAGGGACAGGGCUGACCUUCUGGAAUGUGUUUGGCCUGAGCUAAGAUUUCAGGAAAAUUAGAAAUACCGCCCCAGACCCACAGUCCAUCUGAGUUCAGCUUCGCAGCAUGAAGGCUGCCUCAGGAAAGCUGAGAUAGCAAGAAGCAGUGGGAAUUUAAUACUUCAGAGGGGCCCAGCAACCCACCCAGAGCCACCCUGUGGAGACCCCACAGACCCUAACACUGCAGUGCAGGCCUGUCACUCAACACCUGGCCAGGUGGGCUGGGCAAAGGCAGGGUGGGGCUUCCAGCUGGAGGUGGUAGUUCAGAGGCCCAGCCCCAGUCCCCUCUACCCAGCCUGACAUGGCUUUCCCUGGGGGAGGCAGAGGGAGGAAAGGCUCUAACAGCCCCUGUUGGACCAGAGGGCUCUGAGCACUAGCAAGGGAGCAGUGGAAGGAGGAAGGAGGAGGAGGUCAGGAAACUAUCUUAGAGGAGGUCACAGCCAGGGCCACAUAGGCUCUACAGACCUGCUGAGCCUGCAAGAGUCAGGAAUUCUAACAUUCCACGGACAAGAGAGUCUGAGAUUCUAAGAUUGCAAAAGUAAUUCCAAUGGAGGGAUUCUGUGUUUGUAAAAUUCCAUCACUAGAUGAUUCUAUGCUGCUAUUCUUGAAAUUUCAAGUCCCAUCAUUCAUCUCUGGUCCCCAAACCCAAGGACCCCAGCAAGAAAAAAAAAAAAAAAAAA
Molecule: messenger RNA, 9577 nt
Organism: Heterocephalus glaber (naked mole-rat)
Lineage: Eukaryota; Metazoa; Chordata; Mammalia; Rodentia; Bathyergidae
Gene: Ephb2
Product: EPH receptor B2
Biological process (GO): ephrin receptor signaling pathway; axon guidance; protein phosphorylation
Cellular component (GO): plasma membrane; dendrite
Molecular function (GO): transmembrane-ephrin receptor activity; protein binding; ATP binding
Source: RefSeq, a predicted model, not a curated record